AAACAGUAAGUUUACAGGUUUUACAAAGCUCCGCGCAAAUUCGGAGCCCUGGGGCCAUGGACUAUAUAUUUUGAAAGUUAAUUACGCCGUACGAACUGAAAGUCCAAGGCGGUUUUCGAUCCUGCCAUCUAGAUCCCUCCUCAUCCAGUCACCCGAACAUCCGUAGAUUAUCAGCAAUCCCCUCCACACGAUCUUCCGGAUCCGCCCUAACCACGUGUUCACACAUAAGCGUGGCAAUCAAGCAGCAAAAUGUGCGUGCCGUUCGUGCUGGACGGCCCGACGGAUGGUUUGGGCAAAAACCACAAAUGAACACCACCAUGCAUCUUGCUCCCGACCAUCUACUAAACGACAGCGACCAGGCCCCCCUUCUCUCUGCACUUAAGAGAAGGGGUCACAGAAACGACGGGGCUCUGUCCGUACCCAAAGAGACACUGAAGAGGGACAUCUCCCGCGCUAAUACGUCCUGCAUAUUCCAGCUGCACGUGCAGAUAAUCACGGACACCGAGGAGGGACAGGAAGAGGACAUGGGUGCACCCAUACAUACUUACAUACAUACGCACUUGCCAUACACGGCAUACCAGGUCUCCUUUUCGUGGCUCGGUUUUAGGGAGAAGAGCAUUGAGUAUAAGCACACAACACACACAGCCGCCAAGCCUGGCCGGCAGGCGGACAGGCAGGAGGCAGACAAGAGCCAAACCUGCAUCCACUCAUUCAAUCAUCCACCACAUCAUGUAUCUAAGGCACCCUCUCACGCCAAGCGAGAUACCUGCCUCGGCCGCCAGACCACGAAAACCGCACCGGUAGCAGCCGCAGUGACGUUCCGGCAGGAGCAGCAGCAAACGGAACAGGCUAGCUCCCAGCCGCCAUGGCCUGAUCAUAUUAAGCCUGUUUAA
This is a messenger RNA of Volvox carteri f. nagariensis, 893 nucleotides long. RefSeq lists its product as uncharacterized. The transcript is spliced from 7 exons. The coding region runs from base 306 to 893 and encodes 195 amino acids. Lineage: Eukaryota; Viridiplantae; Chlorophyta; Chlorophyceae; Chlamydomonadales; Volvocaceae. The record is from RefSeq and is a predicted model, not a curated record.